Molecule: messenger RNA, 1238 nt
Organism: Elaeis guineensis (African oil palm)
Lineage: Eukaryota; Viridiplantae; Streptophyta; Magnoliopsida; Arecales; Arecaceae
Source: RefSeq, a predicted model, not a curated record
UUCUGCGCCCGCCCUUCCCCACGCGAACUACCGCACCCCCGGCGCCGGUUGCUUCUGCGCGUCCCCCUCGCGGCCAGCUUUAAGCUAAUAAAGCCCGUACCUUUACCUCCUCAAGCGCCCCCCGAGAAGAACCGAUGAUGGAAGGAUCGUAUCGACCGUUGGAUCGCGUUCCUGCUACCUGGCAAAGCACUCUUCCAUGGUCAAACAUCUCGAUGCACUCUUCUGGUUGGAAUAGGACUCCUACUCCAACUGGGAAAAUUCUAUAGCAUAUAGGUAUAUAUAUAAAGACCAGGACAUGGAUUCACCAUAUUUCAUCUUUGGAGGCCGACAACUGGGAGAGAGCGAAAAUUUCAGCAUCUACGUGAUGUCAGAAACUGCUGCACGUCUUCCUUGGCUAGAAGAUUUUGUGAAGACAAAAUUCCACAAUCCUUGUCCAAAACAUGGGGAUUCUAAAUCCUAUUUGUGCGGCUAUUACUGUACAAAUUGCAGGGACAAGCCGUUCUGUUUUCAAUGUCAUAGAGAAGGUACCGAACAUAAGAAUCACCUAGUUCUCCAAGUAAGGAGGGCAUCAGAGCAUUCUGCAAUCGAAGUGGAUGACAUAAAUAAAUUUUUAGAUACAUCAGGUAUUCAAGAGUAUAGUAUAAAUAACAAAAAAAUUUUUUAUCUGUAUAGCCGGCAAAUCAAGAAGCAUGCUGGUUUGAGCCUAGAGAGGUGUUGUAAAACAUGUAAUUGGAAGUUGAAAACUGAAGAUCUCUUUUGCUCAAUAGAGUGUAAGCUUUUCGCAAAACGAGAAGAAGAGAUGGAUGGAACCCAAUGUGCUCGUGCCAGUAUGACCGCACCGGAAGAGAUGGAAUUGCCCAAGUCAGAUGAGCCACAUAAUCAAGAAAGAAGUGAGAGUGAUUUAGCUUUGGAGGGAGAGACUUCCAAUAAAAAACAACGAUCAAAGAGUAGGAAAGGAGUACCUCAUCGAUCACCAUUUUUUUAAAUAUAUAUAGAUUUAUCAAAUAUUUUUAUGCACCCUAUUAGUGUACAGUGAGCUUAAGAACAUGAUUUACUUACUUACAUAGUAUUUUUAUGGUUUGACUUUGUUAUUGAACAAUUAUAAGAUUUUUCCAUAUUGCAACUCUUGAAUGAGUGGUUGUAAUUUUCUAGACAUACUUUGUAAUGAAUAUGCAUAAAGAGGUAAGGCUUGCUCCAUUCUUUCUUAUAAUUUGCCAUCAAUAUAGAAUAAUUAUGCA